CAUCUGCCUAAACUGUACCACAACAAUCACCCGCUCGUUUUAAUGUUUCCAAUAGUACCUUGAACCCUCCUUCCUCUCUUAUAAUACAUGUCGUUCGACUACGAAUCUGCUCUUUCUUCACGAGAAUCGGAUGGCGUAGAUAAGGAAUUGCAGAUAUUCAUACAAACGAUACAACAGAGAGCGGAGUUUCAGAAUCAUGUCAAUCAUUUAGCUUCUGUGUGUUGGGAUAAGUGUGCUUCUGGGUACCCAUCUUCGAAAAUGGAUGCUAAAAAGGCAAACUGUAUAGAAAACUGUACAGAACGUUACUUGGAUGUUUCAAUGCUUCUUCGUAGCAGGUUUCAAUCUAUGUUGGCGAAUUUGCAACAGUAGCAUGCUUCAACAAGUGAAAUAUUUUGCUUUGGACUCAUGUACAUAGUGUAGUAAAUGUCUUUAUUUUCUUCUAACCAGAAACCUUGUUUGUGUCCUUAACUGCACUGGUCAUGUAGACGUUUGUUCAUACGUACAAUUGUAAAAUCUAGUAAUUAACACAUGUUUUACUUUUCUAUAUAAACGGAAGUUUGUCUGAU
This is a messenger RNA of Schistosoma spindalis, 566 nucleotides long. The record is from the annotation of a GenBank genome assembly. Lineage: Eukaryota; Metazoa; Platyhelminthes; Trematoda; Strigeidida; Schistosomatidae.